This is a messenger RNA of Trichoderma harzianum CBS 226.95, 892 nucleotides long. RefSeq lists its product as hypothetical. NCBI's taxonomy places the organism in Eukaryota, Fungi, Ascomycota, Sordariomycetes, Hypocreales, Hypocreaceae. The record is from RefSeq and is a predicted model, not a curated record. The transcript has a single exon. The coding region runs from base 484 to 756 and encodes 90 amino acids.
CCAACCUUUAGGGCUUGAUACGGCCCGAUUACUGUUAACCUCAUGUCAUGUCGAGCAGUAUUCAGACUUAAUACCAUUAGCUGUAAGCAACACACGCUGUUUUGAGAUAAAAACAACAGGACCUGUCAUUAGCCCCCCUCGUACCACACGCCCCUACCUAUAUGUGCCAUGUCUGAUUGCGCCAACUCUCAUAAUAAUACCCGACACCCAAUAUUAUGCGGCUGCAACACUUCGUCGCGUACACCAAGAAGUUACUUUUGUAUCCUUUAUUUAAUAAGACUUCUUCUUGAAUGAUAUCAUCUCCCCCCUCACUACCUAUUGGGAGCCACCUCUCUCUUCCGCAGCAAAGGGAUAUUGCGUUUAGAUUCCAAGAAAAUCGCAGUGGGGCAAACAUCUGUUGGUCUUGAAGAUCAUUCUAGGACAGGAAGGGGCUGGAGCAUCAUGUCUUUAUCGCUCUUCCAGAGUUGUUAUUUAUGUCCCUAGAUGUCUAUAGUCCCAUGUCUGAUCCAGGCAACAAGAAAAACCAGCCCCACAGAUAAUCUAACAUUUGGGCUGUUAGUACCAGCGGGGAGCGUCGGCGUUCAAGAAGAAAGUAAACGGGCUGACGACUUUGGGUCGGCUAGCGAUAGCGUAGCGAAAGAGAUGAAUAGGCAUAGAGCUGAAAAGGGUGGUAUGAAGAAUGUGUCAGCAGGCAAGCGGAGGACAGAGAAAGCGAGACCAGGAAGAUUUCGAACACCCAUGUCACCCACGAGUUGAACCAUACGCCUACAAAAGGAGUAGCUACUAUAUCUAUAUUUCUCUAGUAACUGCUGCUAUAUCUACAUGCUUCUAGUAACUGCUAUUAUAUUUAUAUAAUGAAGUUCGAGUGCUGGCUAAAUAGAUGUUCUACGAG